This is a messenger RNA of Patella vulgata (common limpet), 3664 nucleotides long. Its product is annotated as trifunctional enzyme subunit alpha, mitochondrial. Gene Ontology annotation, cellular component: mitochondrial fatty acid beta-oxidation multienzyme complex; mitochondrion. The record is from RefSeq and is a predicted model, not a curated record. Gene Ontology annotation, molecular function: enoyl-CoA hydratase activity; NAD+ binding; long-chain (3S)-3-hydroxyacyl-CoA dehydrogenase (NAD+) activity. Gene Ontology annotation, biological process: fatty acid beta-oxidation. NCBI's taxonomy places the organism in Eukaryota, Metazoa, Mollusca, Gastropoda, Patellidae. The transcript has 21 exons. Bases 71 to 2374 code for a protein of 767 amino acids.
UAAUAAACGAGCUUUUGCGAGACUAUAGGUGGUUUUGCGAGAGUUCAAGAUUCGACCGGCAUCUGAGAAAAUGGCUGGCAUGAGGCUCGUGGGUGCUGCGAGGCAAAUAUUCCGUGCAGGAGGCAAUAUCAUCAGAGCAGAUGGACACCAACACAGAUCAAUUUCUACAUCAUUAUCAAUGGCUGCACGAUCGCUUCUUAAGUUGGAGACAAAAGGUGAUAUAGCUGUAGUUAGGUUUGAUGAUCCUAACUCCAAGCAAAAUGCACUUUCUCAACAAAUGCAAACAGAGUUUGUAGAAGUUAUCAAAGAAAUACAAACAAAUGAUGGCAUUAAAGCUGUUGUUUUAAUCUCCGGCAAACCAGGAUCUUUUAUUGCUGGUGCUGAUAUUGGAAUGAUUGAGGCCGCACAAACAUAUGAUGAAGUGUUGGCCCUUUCCUUAGGUGGUCAGAAAGGCUUUCAGCAACUAGAAGAUAGCCAGAAACCUAUUGUAGCAGCCAUUAUGGGAUCUUGUCUUGGAGGUGGAUUAGAGCUUGCUUUAGCCUGUCAUUAUAGAAUGGCUGUAAAAAGUAAGAAGACCAUGUUAGGGGUACCUGAAGUUAUGUUAGGUUUAUUACCUGGUGCUGGAGGUACCUAUCGUCUUCCUAAAACAGUAUCGGUGACAAACGCCCUGGAUAUGAUGUUAACGGGUAAAAUGAUUAAAGCUGAUAAAGCGAAGAAAAUGGGUCUUGUUGAUGCUAUUAUAGACCCACUUGGUCCCGGUCUCAUGGAGUCUGAAGCUAAUACAUUGGCCUAUCUUGAAGAUGUUGCCAUACAAACAGCAAGGGGAUUGGCUAAUGGAACAGUAAAGAAAACGCCAAGAAAGCUGGGAUUACAAGACAAAAUCAUGAACACAAUGAUGCAGUAUGAAAUGGGUAGAAAUUUUGUAUUUAAUAAAGCCAAGGGACAGGUGAUGAAGCUAAGUGGUGGUCUUUAUCCUGCACCACUGAAAAUCUUAGAGGUUGCUAGAACAGGAAUAGAGAAAGGCAAGGAGGAAGGUUUGGCAGCUGAGGCUAAGGGAUUUGCUGAAUUAGGUACAACUCUACAUUCUAAGGCCCUGAUCGGUUUAUUUCAUGGUCAGAAUGCCUGUAAGAAAAAUCCCUUCGGUGUACCCAAGAAGAAGGUGGACACUCUAGCUAUAUUAGGGGCUGGUUUAAUGGGAGCUGGUAUAGCUCAAGUAUCAAUAGAUAAAGGAAUGCAAGUUGUAUUGAAAGAUAUGUCUUUACAAGGAUUAGCCAGAGGUCAAGAUCAAAUACAGAAAGGUUUCGAUAAACAAGCAAAACGUCGGAAAAUAACAACUUUUGAAAGAGAUCAGAUAAUGUCGAAUCUGGACCCGACAUUAAGCUAUGAUAAUUUUAAGAAUUGUGAUAUGGUUAUAGAGGCAGUAUUUGAAGAUAUUAAUAUAAAACAUAAAGUUAUUAAAGAAGUCGAACAGUAUAUACCAGAACAUUGUGUGUUUGCAUCAAAUACAUCAGCCUUACCUAUAACACAGAUAGCUCAAGCCAGUAAACGUCCAGAAAAAAUUAUUGGAAUGCACUAUUUUUCACCUGUUGAUAAAAUGCAAUUGUUAGAAAUUAUUACCACACCUAAAACAUCAAAAGAUACCACAGCGUCGGCAGUAGAAGUUGGUUUACGUCAAGGUAAAGUUGUUAUAACUGUUGGUGAUGGACCAGGUUUCUAUACAACAAGAAUAUUAGCACCUAUGUUAGCAGAAGCCAUUAGAUUAUUACAAGAAGGAGUGAGUCCAACUAAAUUAGAUAAAUUAACGAAGAAGUUUGGUUUCCCAGUGGGUGCGGCGACACUAGCUGAUGAAGUUGGAAUUGAUGUAGCAGCACAUGUUGCAGAAGAUUUAGGAAAAGCUUUUGGUGAAAGAUUUGGUGGUGGUAAUGUGGAAGUAUUAAAAGAAAUGGUAGCUAAUGGUUAUUUAGGUCGUAAAUCAGGCAAAGGAUGUUAUGUGUAUGAAAAAGGAUCCAAAUCUAAACCUGAAAAUGAUGAAGCACUGAAAAUUGUAGAAAAAUAUCACAUUCCUCCAGGAGCAGCAAAUUCUGACGAAGAUAUACAAUAUCGAUUAGUAUCAAGAUUUGUAAAUGAAGCCAUCAUGUGUCUUCAAGAUGGAAUUCUUGCUAAUCCUCUUGAUGGUGAUAUCGGAGCUGUGUUUGGUCUUGGUUUCCCACCUUUCUUGGGAGGUCCCUUUAGAUAUAUCGAUUUACACGGAGCGAAGAAUUUAGUGGACAGAAUGAUGAAAUAUCAAGAUAUCUAUGGUGUACAGUUUAAACCUUGUCAAUUAUUAUUAGAUCAUGCUAAUGAUGCCUCAAAGAAAUUCCAUGUUAAAAAAUAAAACUGCACAGGCCUUAUUAAUUAUUUAAUGAAUCUUUGUAGAAAUAUAUCGCUCAUCCGUUGCAUCUGUGAAUACCGUAGAACUUGAAAAUGAACAAGCAUUAUUAAUAAUUACUAAAACUAUAGAUUUCAUAUAUGUUCAAAAUCAGGAGAUACAAUUAAAACUGCAUAGGUAUUAUUAAUUAUAUAUUCCAUUUUCCAUCUUUUAAAACUAUAGGGAUGGAAUAUAACACUGGUGUGUGUUUAUAGGGGCCUAAUUCAUAAACACUUAAAAUAAUAUUUGAAGGAUCCAACCAUUUCUCUGGUCAAAAGUUAAAAUCAUAGUACAAAUUUUAGCUCUUGUAUUCUAAAAAUAUUUUAGUUUUGUGUUUUUUGUGAAUAAAAGCCCCAGUACCUAAUAGCAGGAAUAAGCUCAACUAUAUAUUUUGAUGAUUGCAUUUUUGUCAAUUCAUUCACAUUCAAUUUCUAUGCAUUUGUUUACUACUUGACAUAAAACCAUAAUUGAAAUGAACUCACAUUUCUCUCUAGUACAAAUUGUGGGUCUUCAAGAUUUUGUAGAUUUAUAUGUUGAUCAAGAAGCAUACAUAAUUGAAUAUUUCUUGGAAAAUCUAUUAACUGUUAAUCUAGAUCAAAGUGAACAAUUGCCAAAAUGAUCCAAAUAUUAAAUACCGGUAGAUUGUUUCAAACACAGAAAAUGGAUAAUAAUCAAGUCAAAAUUUAAAACUAUUUAUCUGUCAAUAUUUGUUCUCUUUUAAAAUCUGGUUCUAGCCUGCCUAACCUCAUGGGUUUUCUCCAGCAGGUUCCCCCCACUGCUAAAGACCCAUAUAUGCAAAGGAAAUCUGGUUCUAGCCUGCCUAACCUUAUGGGUUAUCUCUGGUGGGUUCCUCCUACCAGCAAAGGAAUUAUUAAAAUAAAAUUGUACCACGUGUUAAAACCCAUUCCUCUCUUAAAAUCAUUCUUAAAAUCAUAAGCUUAUAUUUUAAAAUACAAUUGUGAAAACAAAAUGAAGAACAGCCUAAUUGACUGAAAUAUUGAAUUGUAAAUAAUAAUAAUAUACUAAUAAUAUAUAGUGCUGAAUAUUUAAUAGAAGAUGUAAAAAGGUGAUCUUUUAUCUGAAAAGUGCUGAGAACUGUAGCUGGACCUUUUAGCCUUUAUUUGUGAGUGAGAGUGUAAGAACAUAAUAUAUGUUAAAGCCAUCCAUUGUUGGUUGUAUAUUUUGUAUAAUUAUCAAAUGACAAGAUUUUUCAAAUUUUGUCUUUAUAUCAUUAAUAUUAAAUUUGAUAAAUUACAA